Molecule: messenger RNA, 2258 nt
Organism: Elgaria multicarinata webbii
Lineage: Eukaryota; Metazoa; Chordata; Lepidosauria; Squamata; Anguidae
Gene: NUCKS1
Product: nuclear casein kinase and cyclin dependent kinase substrate 1
Exons: 8
Coding region: 152-1054 (300 amino acids)
Biological process (GO): double-strand break repair via homologous recombination; interstrand cross-link repair
Cellular component (GO): cytoplasm
Molecular function (GO): double-stranded DNA binding; single-stranded DNA binding
Source: RefSeq, a predicted model, not a curated record
GGGGCGCGGGACGGCGGCGGCAGCCUGAGUCGCUGGGCCCGGGGACCAACGCCCCCCGGGAGGGCGAGCAAGAACGGCGCCGACCCUGCUCGGUUAUUUUGCCGCCUGAGUCGCUAGCGCCCGCCUCAGGGCCUCGCUUGAACCAUCCAAGAUGUCUAGGCCCGUCAGGAACAGAAAGGUGGUAGACUACUCACAGUUCCAGGAAUCUGAUGAUGCAGAUGAAGAAUAUGGCAGAGAUUCAGCUCCUCCAGCCAAGAAAAUCCGUUCAUCACCAAGGGAAGCAAAAAAUAAGAGGCGGUCUGGAAAGAAUUCUCAAGAGGAUAGUGAGGACUCGGAAAAAGAUCUGAAGACAAAGAGAGACGAUUCACACUCAGCAGAUGAAGAUUUUGGCAGUGAAGAUGACUUAGGAGCAGGUGAUGGCAAAGCUGAUAGUGACUAUGAGAGUUCUCAAAAGAACAAAAAAGGAAAAAAACCCAAGCCUGACAAGAACAAAAGAGCAACUUCCAAAUCCAGGAAAAGAGCUGCAGAGGACAGUGAGGAUGAGAAAGAAGACCACAAAAAUGUGCGUCAGCAGCGACAGGCAGCAUCUAAAGCUGCUUCCAAGCAACGAGAAAUGCUCAUGGAUGAUGUGGGCAGUGAGGAGGAAGAUCAGGAAGAGGAGGAGGCAGCAUUCCAGGAAAAAGAUUCUGGCAGCGAUGAAGACUUCCUUGUGGAAGAUGAUGAUGAUAGUGACUAUGGCAGUUCAAAAAAGAAGAACAAAAAAGUGGCUAAGAAAUCCAAACCAGAAAGGAAAGAAAAGAAAAUGCCUAAACCAAGGCUAAAGGCUACAGUCACACCUAGUCCAGUGAAGGGCAAAGGGAAGGGGGCAGGCCGUCCCACAGCUUCAAAGACAUCAAAAGAAAAGACCCCAUCCCCAAAAGAUGAUGAUGAUGACGAAGAAGAUGAUGAAUAUGAUCCUGAAAGUCCUCCACAAAAGAAGAAAUCAGUUCGUUCUCGUCACGACAAAUCUGGGGAUGAAGGGUCUGAAGAUGAAGUCCCGUCUGGUGAAGAUUAAAUGGUGGUGUGGGAGAGAAACUUUUUUGAGAGAGAGUAAGGAAAAGAGAAUAUACUUAGGGGGUAGAACAUGGUUUUGGUUGUGGCUUGACUCAUGGGCUGUGAAUGCCACCUUUACUUUAGCUGUUUUAAUAGUACAGUUCUUUCUUCUUUUUUAAAAGAGAACCUUUACACAAUAAUGUUUUGAUGUCACAGUCUCUCCUGGCCAUUCCGUUCACCCCAACCAAAAUCUGAAAGCCAUUUAGAUUUAAAUUAACAGCUUACUAAAGAUAUAUUUUUGAAGGCUUACUGCAGUUGUAAAGCAAUAAGAUUGAGGCUGACACUUGGAGGAUCAGAGCUAACAAAUAGCAUAGGUUUUCCAAAGCUGGGAAAUUUGUCUAAGAUAACUUGCUUAAUUGAAUCCAAAACAAAUACAUUCUUGCACAUAGAAUUCCUCUUGGCAUAAAUUCAUCUUUAGAAUACGAAUUACUUUGAAUUGCAUCAAGUGUUUUUAAGUUCCAAUAUUCUGAAUGUUUGGGGUUCCACAGUCUAUUUUUAAUGGCCAAGGUAAUUUUAAUGACCUUUUGAUCUGUUCUGUAUUUCAGUCUUUAGAAAGGCCCUAUCUGUUCAUGCCAUUGAUAUCCUUGCUUUUUCCUGGUUAGGAUUGCAUUCCAGCUAGCCAAAAUGCAUACUUUUCCUUCCAACUUCUGCUUUCAAUUUUCCGUCUUUUUAUGCUUAUAUGAAUCUUUGUGAAAAUGUAAAGCUUGGUUUAAGGGAGACAUUCUGGAAGCUGGAACAGCAAUUUUGAAAAUUUUUGGGAGGGGGACUGAGGUAGGCUUUUCCUUACAAAUGUGAACAUGACUUUCUAUAAUGCUGCAGUCCCUGUUUCAAUUUACGAGCAUUUGCUUAAGUGUUAUUUUUUCUUGAUAAUCCUCAAAAGUAGGACUACUUGGCUUCCAUCAACAAAGAAUAUAAUUUGCCCUUGCCCAUCCCUUCGUUGCUUAGCUUAGUUCUUUCCUGCAGGGCAAAUGCUGCUUGUCAUCUGGUUAGCAGAGGCCAGUAUUACCUAGGUUAAGCAAGGAACAGAGUAUGAACUGGAAGACAUGAGGGAUGUAGCAAACAUGUGGUACAUCACAAAAAUAGGAUAUCCUGCACAAUAUAUUUGAGACAGGAGUGUGUCCUUGCAAUGUAAUAACCCUUAACCCAUAAAUCAGUAUUGCCAAUUU